Myotis lucifugus (little brown bat) is the source of this 1807-nucleotide messenger RNA. RefSeq names its product nucleobindin 1 (gene NUCB1). Gene Ontology annotation, cellular component: endoplasmic reticulum-Golgi intermediate compartment; extracellular exosome. Gene Ontology annotation, molecular function: calcium ion binding. Bases 16 to 1086 code for a protein of 356 amino acids. The record is from RefSeq and is a predicted model, not a curated record. Lineage: Eukaryota; Metazoa; Chordata; Mammalia; Chiroptera; Vespertilionidae. The transcript is spliced from 9 exons.
AAGCAAGAACAUUCUAUGAAGUGGGCUUUUUCCCUUCUUUCCCCUCAUCCAGAUGUACAGUUGGAUCACCUGAGCCUCCUGAAGCAGUUUGAACACCUGGAUCCUCAGAAUCAGCACACGUUCGAGGCCCGAGACCUGGAGCUGCUGAUCCAGACGGCCACCCGUGACCUUGCCCAGUACGAUGCAGCCCAUCAUGAAGAGUUCAAACGCUACGAGAUGCUCAAGGAACAUGAGAGACGCCGUUACCUGGAGUCGCUGGGAGAGGAGCAGCGAAAGGAGGCAGAGAGGAAGCUGGAAGAGCAACAGCGACGGCACCGAGAGCACCCCAAAGUCAAUGUGCCUGGCAGCCAAGCCCAGUUGAAGGAGGUGUGGGAGGAGCUGGAUGGAUUGGACCCCAACAGGUUUAACCCCAAGACCUUCUUCAUACUGCAUGAUAUCAACAGUGACGGUGUCCUGGAUGAGCAGGAGCUGGAGGCCCUCUUCACCAAGGAGCUGGAGAAGGUGUAUGACCCGAAGAAUGAGGAGGAUGACAUGCGGGAGAUGGAGGAGGAGCGGCUGCGCAUGCGGGAGCACGUGAUGAAGAAUGUGGACACCAACCAGGACCGCCUCGUGACCCUGGAGGAGUUCCUCGCGUCCACCCAGCGGAAGGACUUCGGGGACACCGGGGAGGGCUGGGAGACGGUGGAGAUGCACCCCGCCUACACAGAGGAGGAGCUGAGGCGCUUCGAGGAGGAGCUGGCGGCCCGGGAGGCCCAGCUGAACGCCCAGGCGCAGCGCCUCAGCCAGGAGACCGAGGCUCUGGGGCGCUCCCAGGGCCGCCUGGAGGCCCAGAAGCGAGAGCUGCAGCAGGCGGUUCUGCAAAUGGAACAGAGGAAACAGCAGCAGCAGCAGCAGCAGCAGCAGCAGCAGCAAGGCCACAAUGCCCCAGCCCCUGGCCCCGAGGGACAGCUCAUGUUCCAGCCCCACAACACAGAUGACGCUCCUGUCCCAGCUCCAGCCGGGGACCAGAAGGAAGCAGUUGCUUCAGAAAAGAAGGUCCCUGAACAGCCCCCGGAGCUGCCCCCGCUGGAUGCCCAGCACCUGUGAUCCUGCAGGAAGGUGGCAUCUGGGCUCCUACGGACGCAGCUGCUGGGAGGACGGGGAAGCGUCACAAUCCACCUCCUCUGAGGACAAUACAGUGGCCUCCUAGGGAAGUGGGAUGAGGCGGCCCUUCCCACUUUGCUACCCAGGCCCCUAUCUGCUGCUUAGCUUCCAGCCUCCGGGUGUGUGGUCCCUGGUCUCUGUCCCCCUCCAGGGACCUGCUCCUGGUGUUCAGUGGGGGCACUCACAGGGUCAGCUAGCUUAGGGGCCUCCUCCCUCCCGGGGGGAGGGGUCCGCCGUGUCCCUGCCUUCAUAGGUGGACCGGCCUCGCUGCUCCGGGUUGGGCCACUCCAGCAUCCUGCAUCCCACAGCUGCUGCUCUGGGCCCGUUUCUGCUGCUUUAUGGGGCGUGGGUGGUCCCUCGAGACCUUUCUCUGCCUUUUGUGGGACCAGCGAUGCCUUGAAGACUGUGUAGCCCACGGCUGGGCCGACUCCCUGACCCCUGGCUUUCAGCCUCCUCAGCCUUGGCCCCUCCCUGAUGGCUUGGCCCUCGCCCCUCGCCCCUCGCCCACUCAGCCACAGGAGGGUCCCAGAGCUGACCCUGCCCAGGAUCAGGUUCCCGCCCCUCAGCCUCCGUGGGAGGCCCAGGCCCUCCUUCCUGGCCUUAUCUCACUGCUGUGUGGCCUGCUGUGUAUCCCGCUCCAUCCAAAUACACUUCCUGGAACAAG